ACGACGAUGAUGACGACGACGAUGAUGAUGAUGAUGAUGAUGAUGACGACGACGAUGAUGAUGAGGAUAAUGAUAACGGGCGGGAUGGCAAUAAUAGAAGGAUGGGAUCCCAUAGGGAAGAAGUUGAAAUGGCCCCGGCAAUGAGAAGUAGCGCACCUGCAAAUCAAGGCAUUCUUCAUUUGAUCAAGGGCUUGGUAGACCAAGCACUGUUUGGAAAGAAUUCGCAGAAACCUAGUGGUGGUGAGCCAGGAGAUCCUGCCGAACCUGGCGAGCCCGCUGAGCCAGGAGAGCCCGCUGAGCCAGGAGAGCCCGCUGAGCCAGGAGAGCCCGCUGAACCCGCUGAACCGGCUGAGCCAGCUGAACCCGCUGAGCCAGCUGAGCCUGGCGAUAACGAAGGACCAUUGUUAGAUCCUUGAAGGCUUGAACAACUACUGAAAUAUCAAACCGGUGUCUCAUUAGCUUCAAUGCAGGACAUAUCAAGCUGAUGGAUGAAAUACUUAUUUCAGUGUUUUAUUACUAUGAUAUUAACACAAAUGUAACCACAGUAAACUCUUAGUUUUGUAGUUGGUAGUUUUCUCUUGCCUACCUUCCGAUAUAUAUUGUAACUGGAUAUUGUAAUUUCUCUUUUUGUGAUAAUAAUAAUUUUUGAAAAGAUAAGGUUGUAAUUAUUUUAUGGCGUGGUGAUCUGUGGGAAACAUAUAUAUACAUUCGCAAACCCAAUAAUAAUUUGGAUUUGUUAUUUGACUACAGAAGGAGACUGUGAAAUACUCAGAAAAAUCACAUCUGCUCGCAAAUGUUUAAGAAUCGUGAUUUGAAUGUAUCAUUAUCGGGACUUUUCAGCGAUUUUCAGAGCAAAUAUUUCCUCAAAUUAUGUGUUGUAGAACAGACACUUUGAAAUUACAAUCACUUAGAUGCCAGUGACUGUUUAUAAACUCUGCAUUAUUUUGAAAGAGCCUUGCGGCAUAAUGGAUAGUGCUA
This is a messenger RNA of Dendronephthya gigantea, 978 nucleotides long. RefSeq names its product accumulation-associated protein-like. NCBI's taxonomy places the organism in Eukaryota, Metazoa, Cnidaria, Anthozoa, Malacalcyonacea, Nephtheidae. The transcript has 4 exons. Bases 102 to 416 code for a protein of 104 amino acids. The record is from RefSeq and is a predicted model, not a curated record.